GAGUAGAAUGGUAGAAGGGAUGAGGAGUAUACAGAUACGCCUAUUAUUUGUCAAGAAAGCAGCCAAAAGCAAAACAUAAGAAAAAAAAAAUACAAACAAGUCAGACCAGAAUCAAUCGAUCGAUCUCCGUUGCCGAGCUUUCGGCAGACCUUCCCGAUUGGGUGAUGCCGAAACCCCGAGCUGCGGCUGCCGUCGGCUAACUGGCCCUGAGCCGGAUCACGGGGGACGCAACGCAACUCUCCGCCUUGACAACACCCGAACAUCGUUCCUUUUUUCUAUACAACUUUUUUUUUUUUUCUUUUCUUUCUUUUUACCACUUCCAAUUUGUUUUUGUGAGAUAUAUACCCCGUGGGGGAGUGAGGGUUUGUUUAUGUUGCUUCUGGCUCUAUGAUAUGACAGAAUAACCCAACUUAUUUCUAAUUCCUUCGUUGAUCGCCCCUUGGUCAUGGCUACCUCAAUCCGUGCUCCCUCCACAAUGCUCCUCCGCAGCCUUCGCACUGCCCUGACAUCCAGUCGCCAAUUGCGAAUAGCGGCGCCUCGUGGUGCAAUUGGCUCCCGCCAGAGCACAAGAUCAAUUUCCAAUUACACGCAUUCGCACCAGUCAUCGGCUAUAUCUGUCCUGCCAACAUCUGUCGACACCUCGUCGGCAGAUUUCAAAGAGAAUGCCGCUCAGAUGGAUGAGCUUCUGGCCAAAAUGACUGAUCUUCAUUCCAAAAUUGCCAAGGGAGGUCCUACAAAAGCGCAGGAAAAGCACAUUGCUCGCGGAAAGAUGCUUCCUCGAGAUCGCGUCACGUCGUUGAUUGACCCGGGAACUUCAUUCCUCGAGCUCUCCCCGCUGGCAGGAUACCAGGUUUACCCCGGCGAAGAUGUUCCCUCGGGCGGUAUCAUCACCGGUAUUGGAACAGUUGAGGGAGUCUCCUGCAUGAUCGUAGCAAACGAUAGCACGGUCAAGGGAGGCACCUACUACCCCAUCACGGUCAAGAAGCACUUGCGCGCACAGGCAAUCGCCCAGGAGAACAAGCUGCCUUGUAUCUACCUGGUUGACUCCGGCGGAGCCAACCUCCCCCACCAAGCAGACGUCUUCCCGGACAGAGACCAUUUCGGUCGCAUCUUCUUCAACCAGGCUAGAAUGAGUUCUAUGGGCAUCCCGCAGAUUUCUGUAGUUAUGGGACCAUGCACGGCAGGCGGAGCGUACGUCCCCGCCAUGAGCGAUGAAUCCAUCAUCGUCGAGAACCAAGGCACCAUCUUCCUCGCUGGCCCGCCACUCGUCAAAGCCGCUACCGGAGAGGUUGUAUCCGCUGAAGACCUUGGCGGCGGCCACCUGCACAGCUGCGUCUCCGGCGUCACCGAUUACCUCGCCGUCGAUGACGCACACGCCCUCGUCCUCGCCCGCAGAUCGAUCUCCAACCUCAACUGGCCCAAAACCACCCUCCCACUCCUACCCUCCCCCGCAAACCCAGCCUCCACAUCCUCCAUCUCCUCCACGAUAAAAGAACCCCUCUACGACCCCGCCGAACUCUCCGGCAUCGUCGGCACGAAUCUCCGGCGCCAAAUACCCGCCCACGAAGUCAUCGCCCGCAUCGUAGAUGGCAGCGAGUUCGCCGAAUUCAAGCGCGACUACGGCAGCACACUGGUCACGGGCUUUGCGCGCAUCUACGGCAUGCAGGUCGGCAUCGUUGCGAACAACGGCAUCCUCUUCUCCGAGUCGUCACUCAAGGGCGCCCAUUUCAUCCAGCUGUGCGCCCAGCGCAAUAUCCCGCUGAUCUUCCUGCAAAAUAUCUCUGGUUUCAUGGUUGGCGCGGAUGCGGAGAAGGGCGGCAUUGCGAAGAAUGGAGCUAAGCUCGUGACGGCCGUGGCGUGUGCUGAUGUUCCUAAAUUCACUGUUGUGUUUGGCUCCAGCGCUGGUGCGGGCAACUAUGGAAUGUGCGGCCGCGCCUACUCCCCCCGCUUCCUCUACAUGUGGCCCAACGCCAAGAUCGGCGUGAUGGGCUCCGAGCAGCUCUCCUCAGUCAUGGAGGCUGUGGGCCGCACGGUCGACCCGAAGCUGAAGGAGCGCAUCGACACGGAGUCCGAGGCGACGUUCUCGUCGGCACGGUUGUGGGAUGACGGCGUGAUUCCGCCGGCGCAUACGCGGAUGGUACUCGGGUUGAGUCUUACGGCUGCGCUGGGCGGGAGGGCUGAGGAGGUGAAGACGAAGUUUGGGGUUUUUAGGAUGUGAUGAUGGUUUGAAGCGGGAUUGGUUUUAUUAUUAUUUUACCUUCGUCCCAUUUCCUUUCGUUUUAUUAUUCCCUUUGUGUGUGUGUGUGUGUGUGUGUGUGUGUACGUAUGUAUCGACAGCACUUAUAUAUGAGAUUUUUCCAUAUGAUCGUUUUAUACUCUCUGACUAGAAAAAAAAAACAUUAUAUUAUGCACUUAGAUGGAGGUAUUAACUAUUACCAUUUCUCCCUUUGAGUAACACCUCUCGCCUCCG
Molecule: messenger RNA, 2470 nt
Organism: Blastomyces gilchristii SLH14081
Lineage: Eukaryota; Fungi; Ascomycota; Eurotiomycetes; Onygenales; Ajellomycetaceae
Product: 3-methylcrotonyl-CoA carboxylase beta subunit
Exons: 2
Coding region: 446-2218 (590 amino acids)
Biological process (GO): L-leucine catabolic process
Cellular component (GO): methylcrotonoyl-CoA carboxylase complex; mitochondrion
Molecular function (GO): methylcrotonoyl-CoA carboxylase activity
Source: RefSeq, a predicted model, not a curated record